Hypanus sabinus (Atlantic stingray) is the source of this 1528-nucleotide messenger RNA. Its product is annotated as kelch domain-containing protein 1. Lineage: Eukaryota; Metazoa; Chordata; Chondrichthyes; Myliobatiformes; Dasyatidae. The transcript is spliced from 13 exons. The coding region runs from base 84 to 1247 and encodes 387 amino acids. Gene Ontology annotation, molecular function: protein binding. The record is from RefSeq and is a predicted model, not a curated record.
CCCUUUCGCUCUCCGUAGCGGCUCCUCCGGCUGUCCUCGGAGAUUGUUUGCAUCGGGGAGGAGCCGUGGGUCGCCGAGCAGCGAUGGCAGAGGCCAAAGCGAACUGGGUGGCAGAGGAGAGGAGCGGCCACUGCGCUGUUCUGGACGGAUGCUACCUGUACGUUUGGGGUGGCUAUGUGACAUAUGAAAAUAAUGAAGUUUAUUUACCCAAUGAUGAAAUCUGGGUUUAUGAAAUUGAAAGUGGUGUAUGGCAGAGGCAACCAAUGAAGGGAGAUCUUCCUCGUCCAAUGUCAGGAAGUUGUGCAGCUUGUCUUAAUGGGAUCAUGUACAUUUUUGGAGGAUACGAUGAUCUUGGAUAUAGUAAUGAACUCUAUUGUGUUAAUUUAGAAGUAAACAAUGAUGUGUUUACUUGGAAGAAGAUCUGUAAUUUCCAAGGAAAUCCUCCUACUCCAAGAGAUAAACUUUCUUGCUGGGUAUAUAAAGACAAGUUGAUUUACUUUGGAGGCUAUGGGUGCAAGAAAAUAACUGAACUAAAUGAUUCAUUCGAUGUGAAUGAAGCAUCCUGGGAAGAAGAGAUGUUCUGGGGUUGGAAUUAUGACAUCCAUGUCUUUGAACCCAGUAUGAAUAUCUGGUACCAACCAACAAUUAAGGGCACAUCUCCCCGACCUCGAGCAGCUCAUGCGUGUGCGACAAUAGGAAAUAAGGGUUUUUUAUUUGGAGGAAGGAUACUGGAAACAAGAAUUAAUGAUUUACAUUGUUUGGACUUGGACACAUGGACAUGGUCUGGAGAAAUUAUGGUUAAAGGAAUACGUCCACAGGGGCGCUCAUGGCAUACACUAACUUCUGUAACAGAUGAUCAGCUUUUCCUUUUUGGUGGAUUAAGUGCUGAAAGUCAACCUCUUAGUGAUGCAUGGAUAUAUAACAUUCAAGCUAGUGAAUGGAGGCAACUGGAGCAUUGUCCUAAGAAUAGACCCAGGUUGUGGCAUACAGCCUGUUUGGGAAAGGAGCAUGAAGUGAUGGUGUUUGGUGGAAGUAAAGAUGACCUCCUUUCCUUCGAUUCUGGUCACUGUAAUGAUGUCUUGAUCUUUCAAACACAGCCAUAUUCACUGUUCAGGUUGUGCUUAGACUGCAUUGCUAAAAGUUCCACAGUUUUACAGAGUCAGCUUCCAUGGUUGCCUCGUCAACUGCUUUCUCAAGUCAAGAAAAAGAUCACUUUCUGGGUUUUAGCUGGACGCCAAGAAAAAUGAAAAUAUUUUUAAAGUUUGAAUUAAGAAUGUUUGCAUAUAUCAUAUUGAAUGAUAUAUUGUAAGAGCAAUGCCAUUAUGUUAGGCAAAUGUAAUAUUUGAAAUGUACAAACCCAAAUUGGGUUGAUUUAAAAAAAAAGUGAUUGUUAAGUUUUAUUGUAUUAAUUUUGUAGACUGAUUAACAUAGUAGAUAUGUUAAUUCAUUUUAUAUCAUCCUGGUCCAGAUUCUGAAAUAAAUUGUUUUGAGUAAUAAUACCAGUUGUGAUGGCUUUUUCAUCAAUAAA